UAGCAAGACUGUUGUUGUUAUCAUGGGAGCUCUGAGAGGAUUGCUGCUCUUUGUGCUGACUGUUGGGGUCUUCAAUGUUUGUUGUUCCCCUGUUGGAAAGUCCAAGAAGCAAGAUCGAGUCUCUCUACAGAGGAGAUUUGGAGAGCUAGCAUCAAAUGACGUCUCCAUGGCACAUGCCCUGGCCUUGCUCCGGUCCAUAGUGUCUGACUCUAAACAAGCCAGAGAAGAGUAUUUGGAGACCAAUGACGACGACUCUACUGGUGCCGCUACCGGCUCGCCUGACGACGACGACUCUACUGGUGCCGCUACCGGCUCGCCUGACGACGACGACUCUACUGGUGCCGCUACCGGCUCGCCUGACGACGACGACUCUACUGGUGCCGCUACCGGCUCGCCUGACGACGCACGACUCUACUGGUGCCGCUACCGGCUCGCCUGACGACGCACGACUCUACUGGUGCCGCUACCGGCUCGCCUGACGACGACGACUCUACUGGUGCCGCUACCGGCUCGCCUGACGACGACGACUCUACUGGUGCCGCUACCGGCUCGCCUGACGACGACGACUCUACUGGUGCCGCUACCGGCUCGCCUGACGACGACGACUCUACUGGUGCCGCUACCGGCUCGCCUGACGACGACUCUACUGGUGCCGCUACCGGCUCGCCUGACGACGACGACUCUACUGGUGCCGCUACCGGCUCGCCUGACGACGACGACUCUACUAUCAAAAA
Coregonus clupeaformis (lake whitefish) is the source of this 734-nucleotide messenger RNA. RefSeq names its product polysialoglycoprotein-like. The coding region runs from base 23 to 439 and encodes 138 amino acids. The transcript has 4 exons. The record is from RefSeq and is a predicted model, not a curated record. Lineage: Eukaryota; Metazoa; Chordata; Actinopteri; Salmoniformes; Salmonidae.